CGGUGACCUCGCGCUUCCUGUGGCUGCACAGGUGUGGAAAUCACAAAUGUCGUCAGAUGGCAGAAAAGCCAAGAGUAGGGACAGGUUCUAUGAUGAGGUUCCAGUGGACAUGCCAUAUCCAGACGGCACUGGAAGAUCUCUCCAGAGUCUUCACAACAGCAAGCUGGCUGUGAGCGCUGAUCCUUUGCCACCGCCCCCUCUCCCAUUACAGCCACCCUUCGGUCCAGACUUCUACUCAAGUGACACAGAGGAACCAGCCGUAGCACCAGAUCUCAAACCCAUCAGACGCUUUGUCCCUGACUCCUGGAAGAACUUCUUCAAAGGGAAGAAGAAGGACCCAGAAUGGAAUAAGUCAGUGUCUGACAUCAGAUACAUCUCUGAUGGAGUGGAGUGUUCACCUCCAGCUUCUCCCUCCAACUCCUGUAAAGAUCCUUACGGAGAGUCAGGAGGAACCUUCAGUUCCCGGAAAGAGACUGAUACGAUGCUUCCCCAUGACCCCUAUGGAUCUCUAGGGCGACACACACAAACAGCUCGAACGUACAGUGAGAAGGUGGAGGAGUAUAAUCUGAGGUAUUCCUACAUGAAGUCGUGGGCAGGCCUGCUGAGAAUUCUGGGUGUUGUGGAGUUGCUUCUGGGUACAGGUGUCUUCGCUUGUGUCACAGCUUACAUUCACAAGGACAGUGAGUGGUAUAACUUGUUUGGAUAUUCACAGCCCUUUGGUGUCGGAAGUGUUGGUAACCUGGGAAGUAUGUAUGGCGGCUAUUAUUACAGUGGCCCUAAGACCCCUUUUGUACUUGUGAUUGCUGGUUUAGCUUGGAUCGCCACCAUUAUUAUUCUGGUUCUUGGCAUGUCCAUGUAUUACCGGACCAUUCUUUUGGACUCCAACUGGUGGCCCCUAACUGAAUUUGGAAUUAAUGUUGCCUUGUUUAUUUUAUAUAUGGCUGCAGCCAUAGUCUAUGUGAAUGAUACCAACCGAGGUGGACUCUGCAACUAUCCAUUAUUUAAUACGCCAAUGAAUGCAGCGUUCUGUCGGGUAGAAGGAGGCCAGAUCGCAGCCAUGAUCUUCCUGUUUGUCACCAUGAUUGUGUAUCUCAUUAGUGCUUUAGUGUGUCUGAAGUUAUGGCGGCAUGAAGCAGCUCGGAGACAUAGGGAAUAUAUGGAACAACAGGAGAUAAAUGAGCCAUCGUUGUCAUCAAAAAGGAAAAUGUAUGAAAUGUCUACCAGCUGUGACAGACAAAGAGCCCCAGAAGUUAAUUUCAAAGAAUUGGGAGAAACAAAAAGGAAGCCUGAACUGCGAAGUGGUCACAUCCCCUCGGGCCACAUUCCUAAGCCCAUCGUGAUGCCUGACUAUGUGGCAAAAUACCCAGUGAUUCAGACGGAUGAUGAACGAGAACGCUAUAAAGCUGUAUUCCAAGACCAGUUUUCAGAGUACAAGGAGCUCUCUGCAGAAGUGCAGGCCAUCCUGAGGAAGUUUGAGGAGCUGGAUGCAGUGAUGAGCAGAUUGCCCUAUCAUUCGGAAAACCAGGAGGAACAUGAGAGAAUUUCAAGAAUCCAUGAAGAGUUUAAGAAAAAAAAGAAUAAUCCUACAUUUCUGGAAAAAAAAGAACGCUGUGAUUACCUAAAGAAAAAACUUUCUCAUAUAAAGCAAAGAAUUCAAGAAUAUGAUAAAGUAAUGAAUUGGGAUGUACAAGGUUAUUCUUAAACCUUAUUCAAAACCAC
This is a messenger RNA of Chrysochloris asiatica (Cape golden mole), 1719 nucleotides long. RefSeq names its product MARVEL domain containing 2 (gene MARVELD2). NCBI's taxonomy places the organism in Eukaryota, Metazoa, Chordata, Mammalia, Afrosoricida, Chrysochloridae. Gene Ontology annotation, biological process: bicellular tight junction assembly. Gene Ontology annotation, cellular component: apical plasma membrane; bicellular tight junction; cytoplasmic vesicle. The coding region runs from base 47 to 1702 and encodes 551 amino acids. The transcript has 7 exons. The record is from RefSeq and is a predicted model, not a curated record.